UCUACACCACAAGUAUAGCGCUCGCACCUUCACUGUGCACUUAAAGUCACUUGAAACGAAAGCUCAGCAAGAGUUUGGUUCAUAGGCUCUAAUAACUACAUUAACCCAAAGACUUUACAGCAUAGGGAAACCCAACAUUUAGCCACCGUGGACUCUGUAGAGGAAUCAGCUGUUGGUUUAUACACAAUGAGUACCAUGAUGCCAGAAACGGAACAUAAUAAUAAUACUAUAGACGAAGAGGUACGAACCCUAUUUGUCAGUGGCCUCCCAAAUGACAUCAAACCAAGAGAACUUUACUUGCUUUUUUGACCAUUUAAGUGAAAGGGGUAUGAAGGAUCACUGAUUAAGCUAACAUCAAAACAGCCUGUUGGUUUUGUCACCUUUGACAAUAGAGCUGGUGAUGAAGCUGCAAAGAAUGCACUAAAUGGCAUCCGUUUUGACCCAGAAAAGCCACAGACUUUACGGCUAGAGUUUGCAAAGGCCAACACAAAAAUGGCAAAGAACAAACUAAUGGCUACACCCAACCCCACUAUCCUCCACCCUGCACUUGGAGCACACUUCAUUGCACGAGAUCCAUACGACCUGACAAGUGCUGCACUUAUCCCAGCGUCACCAGAAGGCUGGGCUCCCUACCCACUAUACACCACAGAACUGACACCAGCCAUCCCACAUGCUGUAUUCACAUAUCCAGCUGCAGCGGCUGCUGCUGCAGCACUUCACGCUCAGAUGCGCUGGUAUCCUCCUUCAGAAGCUACCCAGCAAGGAUGGAAGUCUCGCCAAUUCUGCUAAAGCUUUUUCGAUGUACCAGGUACGAACGGGUUGGAUUUGAACUUCUGAA
Molecule: messenger RNA, 838 nt
Organism: Bombina bombina (fire-bellied toad)
Lineage: Eukaryota; Metazoa; Chordata; Amphibia; Anura; Bombinatoridae
Product: RNA-binding protein with multiple splicing 2-like
Exons: 1
Biological process (GO): negative regulation of smooth muscle cell differentiation
Molecular function (GO): mRNA binding
Source: RefSeq, a predicted model, not a curated record